This is a messenger RNA of Saccostrea echinata, 639 nucleotides long. RefSeq lists its product as uncharacterized. Lineage: Eukaryota; Metazoa; Mollusca; Bivalvia; Ostreida; Ostreidae. The record is from RefSeq and is a predicted model, not a curated record. The coding region runs from base 1 to 639 and encodes 212 amino acids. The transcript is spliced from 5 exons.
AUGGGAUAUUAUGACCUAGGAUCAUUGACCCCAGGACAAGAAUACUGGUACCAGCUGGAGAGUUGUAAUAGAAUCAACUGUUCUUCAAGCCCCAGUAUAUUAAAGGCCAAAAUACGAGCCUUGCCAACAUCAUUCUCUUCGUCCAAUGAUACAUCAGUGUCCCUUGUGAUUGGAUCUUCUGUGGCUGUUUGUAUUGUGAUUCUGGCUGUAGUGAUUACGGUUUAUUUCCUAAAGAAAAAGUCAGUCCAACAGAAUGGAAAAAGCGGAGAAAGGAAAAAUGGAUCUCCAGAACCAGACAACACUCAGCCGGAUGUUUUAUACGCUGCAGUUGACAAGAGUCUCCAGAUGAAGAAUAAACAACAGACUGAAGUUAUGAAGAGUGACGUCAAGGAUAAAAAUGAGAAGAAAUUGCAAGGAAAGAAAGAAGAAGCAGAAGCAUCUAUCAUGAACAGCGAUUCGCGUACAGUGAAUCAGGAUGGUUUAGUAUAUAUCGAGGUGGAAUUUACAAACAAGAACUUCGACUCAGACAUAAAGGGGAGACCAGUCAUACACGGAGAAGAAAAGAGAACAGAGUACGUGUUCGUGGAUUUCUCCAAAAAAGCGCCACCUAUACAGAAAACGCAGGAUGACGCCAAGUAA